This is a messenger RNA of Lactuca sativa (garden lettuce), 840 nucleotides long. Lineage: Eukaryota; Viridiplantae; Streptophyta; Magnoliopsida; Asterales; Asteraceae. The record is from RefSeq and is a predicted model, not a curated record.
AUGGGGAUGUCACACAUUUUCACAAAUACAACUUCUACCACUACUACAAAACCUACCUUUACUGUUCCCAAUCCACUUGUAACCAAAGCUCCUUUUACAACCGAACCUACUUUGACAACUGAACCUCCACCUUCUUUAAAACCCUUAUCCCCAACACCAUCUACUGAAACAACCCCUAUUUUAGGCGGUGAGGACUUGGAAUUCGAUUCCACAUAUUUCAGUCCUUAUCGCGUACAGAGUGAGGAUGAUGACGAUGAGCCUAUCACCAAACGUCAUCUCAAGGCAGUAAACGACAAGCUUGAUCAACUGCUUUCCUCCUCUUCCACUGGAGCUUAUUCAGACACUACAUUAAAAGCCUUGUUCUCUGCGGUCGUUGCUGAACAUAGUGCCUCUUUAUCUGCUGUAGCCAAGGCUAUUGAAGCCUCCACUUCCCAAUGUCAACAGGCUUCUCUUGCUGCUGCUGCUGCCAAGAAUGCUGAAACUGUCAACAUUUCAGUAGAGACUCUUCAAAAGAUUCUUCAAUCAGAGUGCUCCAACAUUGCAGCGGCACGCCAUGCCAUUGAAGAAGCCAAUGAAUCGCUCUAUGCUAGUGUCAACGAACGCUUAACUCAAUUGGAAGCGGACUUAGCUAUGGAAAAUCGGCUUAUGGACGAGCUUGACAGACGUACAGCCCAGCUUAAACUGCAAACACACAAGCCGCGUACUGCUAAUGCAGAGAUUAAUGACCUCAAGUUAGAAAGGGAGGUUAUCCGGAGUUCUGUUGCAGAUGUUCACUCCAUCCUUCUUCAUCUCAUUGAGGCUAAUGAUCCGCUUAUCACUAUCACUGUCAGAAGGCAUUAG